CGAUCCAAGGAUUGUCCGGCUGUGCUCGCUGGGAAUCGCAGCCGCUCUCCUGCACUCGAUCGUCGCCCCCCUCCCACGCCUGCUUGCUCGGCCGCCUCUUGCUCUCGUCUUGCCUCUUGUCGUGUGUCGGCUCCCUCGAUCGUCGUCCCGUCCAGUUUUCUCUCCCUCCCCCAACAUGGCCCACUCCUCCGAUUCCAAGAAGCAAAUCUCGAGCUUUGGCGACCUGGUCUGUGGCUCGGCCGCCGGCAUCACUGGAAAGCUGGUCGAGUACCCCUUCGACACCGUCAAGGUCCGUCUGCAGACCCAGCCUCAUGCCCCGACCGCUGGCGGAAUCACCUUCAAAGGCCCGCUGGACUGCUUUGCCCGCACCAUCAAGGCCGAGGGAUUCCUUGGGCUCUACAAAGGCCUCUCGGCACCCUUGGUCGGCUCCAUGAUCGAGAACUCGGGUCUCUUUGUCGCCUACAACUACAUCCAGAGAGUCAUCCGAUACAGCUCAGGGACGCACCCCGACACACCGCUGAGCCUGUCCCAGCUGACGGCCGCUGGAUUCAUGUCCGGCGCGGUCAUCUCGCUCAUCCUCACACCAAUCGAGCUUGUCAAGUGUCGACUCCAGCUCGAGGGUCUUGCGGCGCAUUCGGCCACCGGAGCCAGCCCCGUCAAGCAAAAGGGCCCGUUCACCGUCAUUGCCGAGACACUGCGGCAUGAUGGCGUCGCUGGGUUCUAUCGGGGGCACCUCGGCACCUUCCUGCGUGAAGCCGGCGGCGGCGCCGCUUGGUUCGGCACGUACGAGCUCAUCAUUCGCUACUGGAUUACAAGCAGCACCGACCCGCAAGUGCGCUCCAAGGAGGACCUGUCGCCAUGGCAGGUCAUGGGCGCCGGCGCCGUGGCCGGCAUGGCCUUCAAUGGCUCGCUCUUCCCGGCCGAUGUCAUCAAGAGCCGACAGCAGGCCCUGCCCGGCAACCCGAGCUUCCUGCAGGUUGCCCGCGAGGUCUACAAGGCGCAGGGCAUCAAGGGUUUCUAUCGCGGAUGCGGAAUCACCAUUGCCCGCUCGGCUCCUUCGAGCGCCGUGAUCUUUGGAACAUAUGAGUUUACCAGCCGCAAGUACGCCCAGUACUUUUGCUAGAUGCCUCCUCCUCUCUAGACAUGCCCACAGCCACUCUUGCUCGCCCACCCCUCCAACCGAAUUACAGAGCUGAUCGCUCCCAGCAGGCUCUCUUCUCCCACCUUGGUAUCGUCGCCCCACCCCCGCCCUCAAAAGAAAAACAUUGUUUCAGUAAUCUCGCUACCCGUCGAUCCCAAAGCCCAAUGCCUCCCUAAACUGCUCGGCUCAUGGUCGGCCGAGCCAGGUCGCGCCUUUUGCAUGGCUCGCUAUGGCGGCUACCACCAGCGAUCCCAAAGCUGCUUUCUGC
This is a messenger RNA of Polychytrium aggregatum, 1409 nucleotides long. RefSeq names its product putative mitochondrial ornithine carrier protein AmcA/Ort1. Bases 176 to 1123 code for a protein of 315 amino acids. Lineage: Eukaryota; Fungi; Chytridiomycota; Chytridiomycetes; Polychytriales. The record is from RefSeq and is a predicted model, not a curated record. Gene Ontology annotation, biological process: mitochondrial L-ornithine transmembrane transport. The transcript has 4 exons. Gene Ontology annotation, molecular function: L-ornithine transmembrane transporter activity.